Molecule: messenger RNA, 720 nt
Organism: Cynocephalus volans (Philippine flying lemur)
Lineage: Eukaryota; Metazoa; Chordata; Mammalia; Dermoptera; Cynocephalidae
Gene: IL25
Product: interleukin 25
Exons: 4
Coding region: 1-720 (239 amino acids)
Cellular component (GO): extracellular region
Molecular function (GO): cytokine activity
Source: RefSeq, a predicted model, not a curated record
AUGGUGGUGGUGGUGGUGAUGGGGUGCCCCAAGGCUGAGGGCAGCAUCUACUUAUCAGCAGGCCAGUCAGCCAGUGCAGCAGCUGUGGCCGAGCCAGCAGCAUCCAGCAUGAACCAGGUGGAGCUAGAAACCAGGAUCUCAAGGAGCAGCUGGGGGAGAAGGAGACCUAGAUUCGGUAAGAGCAGUUCUCUCUCUGGCCUUUUCCUACAGGUGGUUACAUUCUUGACAGUGGUCAUGGGAACUCAUACCCUCAGUUUGCGGAUCCAGAAGGACUGCAGCCACUGGCCCAGCUGCUGCCCCAGCAAAGGGCAGGAACCCCGUGAGGAGUGGCUGGAGUGGAACACUGUGUCCAUGCCUCCCCCAGAGCCUGCUAGCUUUGCCUACCACCAAGAAUCCUGCAGGGCCAGCAAAGAUGGACCCCUCAACAGCAGGGCCAUCUCCCCCUGGAGAUACGAGUUGGACAGGGACUUGAACCGGCUCCCCCAGGACCUGUACCACGCCCGCUGCCUGUGCCCACACUGCGUCAGCCUACAGACGGGCUCCCACAUGGACCCCUUGGGAAACUCGGAGCUGCUCUACCACAACCAGACCGUCUUCUACCGGCGACCGUGCCCUGGCGAGCGGGGGACCCACAAGGGCUACUGCCUGGAGCACAGGUUCUACCGUGUCUCCUUGGCUUGUGUGUGUGUGCGGCCCCGUGUGAUGGAUGAGAUGGACUAG